Anoplophora glabripennis (Asian longhorned beetle) is the source of this 2708-nucleotide messenger RNA. RefSeq names its product lamin-B receptor (gene LBR). Gene Ontology annotation, cellular component: nuclear inner membrane; endoplasmic reticulum membrane. Gene Ontology annotation, molecular function: oxidoreductase activity, acting on the CH-CH group of donors, NAD or NADP as acceptor. Lineage: Eukaryota; Metazoa; Arthropoda; Insecta; Coleoptera; Cerambycidae. The transcript has 6 exons. The record is from RefSeq and is a predicted model, not a curated record. The coding region runs from base 94 to 2115 and encodes 673 amino acids. Gene Ontology annotation, biological process: sterol biosynthetic process.
UGACGGCGUCGCUUCGUUAGUAAAAGAAAAGAGAGCGUGGAUUGUUAUAAUUAUUUUUGACGGAAAAGUCUAUUUUAAUUAAAUUUCCAAAAAAUGGUGGGAAAAACUAAAACAACCUCUAAGGCUUCCCCUGACCAAGACAAUCCUGUGGCAAAAUCGAAGAAAAGUCCUGGGAGACCGAAAAGUCCUGGAAGAUCGAAAAGUCCUGGCAGACCGAAGAGCCCAGGGAGAACGAAAAGUCCAGCAAGGACUAGUCCUAGUAGAACUAGGCCCGAAACUGUAAAAGCAACUUCUGAAACCCCUACAAGAUCGAGCACUAGAACCAGAAGCCCAGCUAGACUUAGAAAUACAUCACCAACAACAUCCACUCCAAGAUCUACCCCAAUUCUUACCCCAUCCAGGAGGAGCCCCAUUCGAAGAUCUCCAGCAAGGCUUGUGAAGGAACCUUCUGAAGAUAAAGAAAGAGAUAUUCCUUUGGUGCGUCCUAGAAAAAAAAUUAUUGUUGAUACGGACACCGAUUCAGAUAAUGCUGAAAGUGUACCUGAGAAGUUAGAAAAACCAAAAGCUAUGGUAAGAGGCAGAUCGAGGCGGAAAGAUUUUGAAAUUGAACCUGAAGACAAGGGUGAAUUGAAGGCAGUAGAAACAGAAGGUGCAGACUCAAUAGGCCUGGUUCAUCGUUUCACACGUGCUUCACAAAACCGUGAAAUCGAACGCGUUGUACAUUUAAAACAUUUCGAUUCGGUAACGAUUACUAAACGGCUUGGUGAAUUUUCAGACGAAGAUGAUGUUUUAAUAAAAAAAUCCCAGACAGAACUUCAGGAGUUCAGCGACACCAAAAAUUUAGUGGAGUUUGGUGGUCUUUAUGGUGCCUUGAUAUCGAUAGUUGCGUUGCCUGUUUUUGUUAUAGCUUUAAACGUUAUUUGUAACGAGGAACAUUGCUCUUUUACAAAGUUACCUGACCUAAAGGGGAUUAAAUCAUUGUCGACUUAUUUUAAUGCCACUGCAAGUUUAUGCUUCGUAGCAUAUCUGACUUUGGUGGCCUUACUAUCUGCCUUGCCAUUUGGAGGGCUAAAAGUUGCUGCUUUACCAAAUAAACACGGCAAAUUUUGUUAUGUAAUGAAUGGUCUAUUUAGUUGCAUUGUUUUGCUAUUGAUAGGUGGUGCGUUAGAGUUGAGGCGUGUUCCCAUUGCUGAUUUCAUGAUUGUACAUACUUUGCCUUUACUGGUUGCCUCUAUUUUUUGCGGCAUUGUAGUUUCUGUAUAUGCUUAUGUCAGAAGUUUCUAUGCUCCUGUUAGCGCCCUCAAUGCCUAUGUCAUUGGAAAACCUGGAGUUUAUGGAUUUUUUUUGGGGAGAGAAGUGAACCCCAGGAUAUUUUCUACAAUCGACUUAAAGUUACUGUUCUUCAGAAGCUGCAUUUUUGGAACUAUUUUCAUUGAUUUCGCAUUUUUGUACAACAGUUUGGACAUUUCUUCAGCAACAAAAAUAUCGGAGAAUAAGGCAUUUGAUCCGAAACUCCUUCAUUUACAACAAACGUUACUGAUAUACGUUUUAUUGCAUUCUAUUAUCGGUCUAGACAUACUCAUUUUUGAAUCGGUUUGGGUCAGUUCAUUUGAAGCUGGGCAGGAAGCAUUUGGAUACUUGACAGUAAUGGGUUUUUUAACAUAUCCUUUUAUUUCGUCGUUAAUACCAAAACAUAUAAUUAGUCACGGAGUGGAACUGGCUUCUUGGAAACUGGUGCUAAUAUCUCUCACUUUUUCUUUGGGUUACAUUUUAUACAGAGCCAGCAACAAUCAGAAGGACGCUUUCAGGAAGAAUCCAUAUAGCCCGGCAUUGUCUCAUUUGGAAACGAUCCCAACAACACAAGGAAAAAAACUUCUCAUAUCUGGAUUUUGGGGCAUCGUUAGGCAUCCUAACUACUUGGGUGACAUUUUAAUGCACUUGUCUUUUGUCCCAUUUGUCUGGUGUGCCCCACCGAUUUUGUACCCAGUCGGUGUGAUUUUACUACUGAUCCAUCGCUCGGUAAGAGAUAAUGCACGGUGUAGACUAAAGUACGGGGCUGCCUGGGACAGAUACUGUAACAGGGUGAAACAUGUACUUAUACCUAAGGUUUUUUAGUUCGUAAUACAUCUGCUUGAAGUAAUUAACAUUUAAAGAUGAUUUGUACAUUUGGGUAUAUAAUUAUUUAUAUAUUUAGAAGAGAGCAUAUUGAGUACAAUUUUUUCAUCUUUUCAUGUUUUAUCUGUUUUUUACGAACGGAUUGAAGAUAUUUAGAGUGUUCUUUUUAGAUGGAUUGUUUUACUACCUUAUAUGUUUAUGUAGCGUUUAAUUAUAUUGAAGUAUAAUCAGUUUUGAAAUAUUUUAUUUUAUUGAUUUAUCUCAAAGAUUUAUAAAAUUUUAUUGUGUAGAUCUAAUAUGUAAUUGUGUAAUAUUUACACAUAUAUUUUUUUUGAGAAAAUGUGGUCUGAUAUUUAUGUAAAAAUUUCGGUAUUAAAUAUUUGUAAGAAUUUAUUACAUCACUUAUUAAUUUAUUCUGACAAUCAUACUAAUUUAAUUAUAUGAAUAAACUCAACUAAUUUAUAGAAAGUAUUAUAAAUAACGAAAAUGUGGUAUUAUCGUAUAUUUAUAACAUGAUUUGAGUGAAGAAAGAUAUGACACUAUGAUUUUUUUUUCUGUAUUUGUGGAAAAAAGUUAUUUCUAACAAGUAAAUU